Molecule: messenger RNA, 1339 nt
Organism: Anopheles funestus (African malaria mosquito)
Lineage: Eukaryota; Metazoa; Arthropoda; Insecta; Diptera; Culicidae
Product: 27 kDa hemolymph protein-like
Exons: 6
Coding region: 104-871 (255 amino acids)
Source: RefSeq, a predicted model, not a curated record
CUUGGCUUUGGGUGUCUUCGAUCCUGAUUAAGUAAGAUCAUUCCGUGUCGAACAGUGCAGUGAAGUGGACAUACAAUUUUACGUAGUGAUUGCCGUUGAAAUAAUGAUGAAAAUCAGAACAAACAUCUUGCUGUUGGGCGUUGUGGCGCUUUGUGCAGUUACAAUUGCUUCACCGCUUGGUAAAGCGGCUGAUUCUUCCUCGGAAGAAUCGGGCGAAGCAGGCGAAUUCGUGAAAGAACUGCAGGAACUGUGCCGCAACAAUAGUGGAUCCGAUGCAGCUUUUCUUGAGUUGAUGGAGUCCUUCCAGAGUACGAUGAUGUGCACCGUAGCCGCCAUCGAUCUAGAAGGAUUAAUGUCAGAGGUGGAUGCACUCUCAAACGAGACCCGUACGACGUUCUUCCCUCGCUACUGCCCACAGCUGCGAACGGCAUACAAUUGUAUCGAUAAGUUGGUGAACGAUUUUCGGCCAUGUCUGGAGGAGGAUGACUUUACCAUCGUGAAGGCACUCGCCGGUAUACUGCCCGAUGCAGUGGAGCUGAUGUGCAAGAAUGAUGGCGAAAUUUUGUUCAAGUUUGAUGAGCCAAAGUACACGGAAUGCUUCGAAAAGGUUUCCGACAGUUUUGACGAGUGUCUUACCUUCCUGAACGGAACGGAUGAUUGGGAUAUCUCGAGCAUGACACGCGACCAGUGCAGCCAACUCUCCGGUUUCCGACAGUGUUUGCAAGAUAAGAUGAACAUCUGUAAGGCACCGGACCUAAUCAACGUGUACGACCUGUUCCACAAUACGCUGUUCCGCAUGACACCGUGCCGUAAUUACGUGGACAUUGAAAAAGUCAAGGAGAUUGAUAACAACGAACUCAACGAAGUCUAGUGCGGUAUGUGGAUCAUCAUGGGAUCUAUCUUGAACUCUCGUCUCGAUUUAGGUGGGCCUUUCUACGUUGUUAUACUGUAGUCUCAGUGCUUUCCAAUUGUAAUUGUGUUGUGCAAUAAAACAGCAUUAUCUUUACAAAAACACAAAACAAAAAAUUGCAUGAGAUUCGGUGAUGUAGUGCGCAAAUAGUAGCGGCUAAAGAUUAUCAGCAUCACCUUUGACCGUGACCCUCAUCUUGAAAUGGGUAAUAUGUGUGCCAAUGUCAGUUCAGUCAAAUGAUUGCGUGUUUGUGUGAAAUGUUGGUAUUGUUUUUGAAUGAAGCACGAUAAUGUGAUUUAAUCAAUACUUUCCUACGUAAUGAAGGUCGUGACAUCUGCUGAAUAGAAGUGAUUUGAAAUGUUUUUGUUACUGCAAAAUGUUUUUAUUGUGUUGUUAUAAUAAUAUGUUGCUUAUCUCGAUUUAAUUUAA